Dichotomopilus funicola is the source of this 2142-nucleotide messenger RNA. RefSeq names its product fungal-specific transcription factor domain-containing protein. The record is from RefSeq and is a predicted model, not a curated record. Gene Ontology annotation, molecular function: DNA-binding transcription factor activity, RNA polymerase II-specific; zinc ion binding. Bases 1 to 2142 code for a protein of 713 amino acids. NCBI's taxonomy places the organism in Eukaryota, Fungi, Ascomycota, Sordariomycetes, Sordariales, Chaetomiaceae. Gene Ontology annotation, biological process: regulation of DNA-templated transcription. The transcript is spliced from 4 exons.
AUGGCUGCCGGAACAGCAACCGCAACGGCGACGGCGACAGCGACGACGGGGUCGACAAAGGUCAAGGCGGGCGCCAAGGGUGCUGCCAACGGCGCGGCGAAGCAGAAGUCACAGAUGCACCGGCGAUCAAGGACAGGGUGCUACACAUGCCGCCUACGGAGGAAGAAGUGCGAUGAGGGUUCGCCAAUGUGCACUGCGUGCAAGCACCUCGGGCUGGUGUGCGAGUACAAGAGGCCGAUGUGGUGGAGCAACAACGACGCGAGGCGGAAGCAGAAGGACGACAUCAAGAACAUCAUCAAGCGCAAGAAGUUGACGGAGAAGUCGGCGCAUGGCCACAGCCACGCUCACGCUCAUACCGCAGUUGGCUCUCCCCCAGGCCUCUCACACUCGCUCCCGACAUCCGCGACCUUCACUGAUCUCGACCGCGCGCGCUCGGGAUCGAUCGACUCGCAAUACAGCUUCAACUUCAACAGCAGCCCGCAGAGCUCGCACUCGCAGCUCGAAUACGGGCCCUUCACCCCGCAGAUGCACGCGCAGAUGAACGGUCACCCACACGCGCACCCCGAGUUCUUCUUCUCGCCCUACUCCCCCUACGAGAUCGACGUCAAGACGGAGCGCCAGAUGUUCAUCAACGACGUGCCCACCCUCCGCGAGUCGACCACCUCGACCUUCAGCACCUACGCCAGCGCACCACCACCGCCGGGCACUAUUCUCCCGCAGUUUCUCAGCAACGGCCUCCCGCCGCCUCCGGAAGGCGGCGAGUGGACGGAGCAGGUGUUUUCGGAACGCCGCGAGUCGCUGACGGAGGAGACGCUCAACGUGAACUUUUUCGACUUUGCUCAGGGAGGAGCACCAGGCGCACCAGCAGUGGCCAUUGAGCUGGACGAGGGCGACCAGCGACUCCUGGACCACUUCGUGCAGUACGUGGUACCAACCAUCUUCCCCAUCCUCGAAGCCAACCAGCACGGCUCGGUCAGUUCCGACCUGAUCCUCCCCGCGCUACAAACCAACAAGGGCUACCUCCACUGCUGCCUCAGCAUCGCCGCGCAGCACUACAAGGCCGCCUGCCAAGCCGACGGGCGAGUCUCCUCGGAAAACACCGACGAGCUCGACGGCGACAUCAUGCGCCACCGGUACGCAACCAUCUCCGCGCUCUGCGACGCCCUCAACAAAGACGAAGACCACCAACAAAUCCUCGAAGCCGCGCUCGGUCUCAUCUUCUUCCAAUGCGGCGUCGGCCGCUUCGACGACACCCUGCCCGACAUCGCCUGGCACCAGCACUUCCAAGCCGUCGUCUCCCUGGUCCAAAAACUCGACCUUCCGCGUCUCGUCUCGGACCCCAACUCCCCCCCGCUCACCCAAGCCCCCUUCAACAUGACCCUCGCCGCGUGGAUCGAUAUCCUCGGCGCCACCAUGCAAGGCCGCGCGCCGACUUUCGCACACACCUACCGCGAGAAGCACCUCAGCCUGACCAACCCUUCCCUCGGGCUCCGCGAGCUCAUGGGCUGCGAGGACCGGGUCAUGUAUCUCAUUUCCGAAAUCGCCUGCCUCGAGGCGCUGAAGCGCGAUGGCAUGGAUGACAUCACGCUGUGCCAGCACGUGCACGUCUUGGGAGACCAAAUCGGCCUGACCGAGGCCGCCGAAGCGGAGAACGAAGACCCCUCCGCUACUUCCACUACCUCUCCCUUCACCCCCAAGGGCACCCUCUCCCCCAAACAACUCACCAAAAACAUCACCGCCGCCUUCCGUCUCGCCGCCCGCAUCUACCUCUGCAGCCUGGUCCCCGGGUUCUCCCCCACACAGGCAAGCUGUGUCGGGCUCGUCGACAAACUCGCUGCUGUCCUCCAGCAUAUCCCCUCCGGGCUCGGCGGGUUUGAUCGCUCGCUGGCGUGGGUUUAUCUCGUCGGUGGCUCGGUCAGUUUGCCCGGUUCGGCGUUCCGCGGGUUGUUUGCGGAGAGGUUGGCGUUGUUGGGGGAGCAGGGGAAUUUGGGGAGUUUUGGACGGGUGGCGUGUUUGUUGAGGGAUGGGUGGGCGCAGAAUGAUGGGGUGCUUCAGCAGAGUGAGGGGCAGGAGCAGCAAGGGCAGUUUGUGCAUUGGAGGGAUGUGAUGCAGAUGAAGGGGUGGGAUUACCUUCUCAUCUAG